AUGCGGCACAAGGCGUUUUGGAGUGCCCUGGAGUACACCUGCCGAUUGCUGGGCAUCUCCACCGCAGCAGUGCUGAUCGGUGUGGGCGUAGAAACUCUGCAGCGAGGACAGUUCAAAAGCCUGGCUUUCUAUCUGCUUUUUUCAGGGGUUGCAGUUACUGUCUGUGAAGGCUUCUUCUUUAUCAGUUUGUUCCUGGAGAUGUGCUUCACAUACAAGCCUGACUCCCUGGCACAGGCCUGCUGCAAGCGAGCUAGACGCCCAGGGAGCUUCCAGAAAUUCCUGGGGUACACGCUGCUCUCAGUGGCUUGCUUCCUGCAUCCUGUCCUCGUCUGGCACGUCACCAUCCCUGGGUCCAUGCUGGUGCUCACCGCCCUGGCCUACUUCAGGAAGAGCCCAGGGCACAAAGAGAUGCAUACCCAGGCGGGACAAUACGUGGACCCUUCAGGCACCGUGGCAGCCCCAACCAUCGCUGGUGACACUGAGCAGACCUACACCUUCCACGGGGCCCAGAGGGAGCAGCACCACUCGCUGCUGGGCCACAUGAAGAGCAUCCUGAAGGGCAGCAAGGACAGGAGCCCGGCCCCAGUAGCUCCUGCCCAAACAGCAGCCCCGCCAGCCCCACGCAAGCAAGUGCACUUCCAGGAGAAGAUGGUGCAGAUCAUCCCUUCUGUCAGCGAGAGCUUGGAGGACGUGGAGAGCGAGGCUGAAGACACCACAUCGGACACAACACCCAUCCUCACCCCGCCCGAUGCCCCCAUCAUCCUUGCUCCCCUCACCUAA
Messenger RNA from Pygoscelis adeliae (Adelie penguin), 780 nucleotides. RefSeq names its product transmembrane protein 72 (gene TMEM72). NCBI's taxonomy places the organism in Eukaryota, Metazoa, Chordata, Aves, Sphenisciformes, Spheniscidae. The transcript has 6 exons. The coding region runs from base 1 to 780 and encodes 259 amino acids. The record is from RefSeq and is a predicted model, not a curated record.